Messenger RNA from Passer montanus (Eurasian tree sparrow), 5546 nucleotides. It is a transcript of the gene STX11, whose product is annotated as syntaxin 11. NCBI's taxonomy places the organism in Eukaryota, Metazoa, Chordata, Aves, Passeriformes, Passeridae. Gene Ontology annotation, molecular function: SNARE binding; SNAP receptor activity. Gene Ontology annotation, biological process: exocytosis; synaptic vesicle fusion to presynaptic active zone membrane; intracellular protein transport. The coding region runs from base 2552 to 3418 and encodes 288 amino acids. The record is from RefSeq and is a predicted model, not a curated record. Gene Ontology annotation, cellular component: SNARE complex; endomembrane system; presynaptic active zone membrane. The transcript has 2 exons.
GUAUGUAUAUGGGGCUAACAGAAAGGGGGUGUAUGCACAUGCAUAGUUUUUGAUUUUCAGAGUGGAUUUUCUUUCUUGUCUGAAAUCCCAUGUCAUACACAGCUGUCUGGGGCUGCAGUCUUAUUGCAACAGGACAAUUUGUGUGUUUCUCAUGCAUCAUGGGAAAGCUUGUCACUGUGGUGAUUAAUACCAGUAAGCAGCACAGUAACAUGGAAAGAUGAGCACUGAACAUGCCCUCAGCUGACUCUACUUGCUGGCUAUCUGCCUUCAAAGUUGUAACCUCUGCAGUCAUCACCUGGCCUGUAUUUCCUGUGUGUGUGUUUGGGUGUACACAUCAUGAUGGACUGGAAGAAGGAACUUCAUAUUUACAAGGACAGAUUUACCUAGCCUAAAAAUACAAAUGGAAGUACAUGUUCCAAUUUGAAUAUCCAUAGCAUUUUAAAAUAAAAUAAAGCUGACAGCUCAUCUGUUAAACCUCACACUCUUAGAAUUAAAGCAGUUAUACACUUGCAGUUGCUACUCCAGAGCAGUCACUGUCUUGAUAUUCUAAUGUGUUAGAUGUCUCUUUAUAUAGACUCAUGCAAGUAGUUGAAUAUAUUUAAUGUUCAUGGUCAAACUUUUUAUCUAAGGCUGAUUACCAGAACAGUUUAGACGGGACCUUUGAACAUUGUCUAAUCCAGGCCUGCUCAAAACACACACAGGCAAUUUAGGUUGCUAAGGGCCAUGUCAAGUAGAGUUUUAAAUAUCUUCAAGGAUGCUGAUUCCAAAACUUUUCUGGGCACCUUUUCCACGGCUUCUAAAUGUUUGGGGUUUUCUUAUUUUUUUACUUUCCCCCCAUCUCAUACCUGGCUGGCUCUUCUCUUGUUUCCACAUAGGUCUGUUGCAUCUUGUACUAUUGCUGUACAUUUCCAUGAAGGGAAAAUGCCUUGUUUUAAGCAGUUAGUGAUGGCAACAAGAUCUUCCUUGAGCUUCCUCUUUCUCAGGCUGAGCAUUCCCAGCUCUCUCAGUCUCUCUUCAUAUGUCAGGUGCUCCAGCACCUCUGACCACCUCUCUCCUCCCCUGGUCUCCUUCCAGUGUGUCUGUGUAACACUCCAGAUGUGGUCUCUCAAGUGUCAGACAGGAGGGGUCCCUUUCCUCACUUUUGCUGCUCCAGCCAGGAUGCAUGGCUCGUGUUCCCCUUCAUGCUACCAGCACACUGAGGUCCUGCAGAGCUGCUUUCCCACCAGAGAGCAACUUCUCCUGCUGCAUAAAGGGAGAGACUGACACUCACUUUACAGACUGAGGUCUCAGGCUAUCUCUAAUAACCAGAUGUACCAUAUAUUAAUAUAUUGCUGCUCAAAUUACAAGCGAUACAAUCAACAUAUACAUAGAUGCAAACUGCUGAGUAACAGCAGCAUCUGACAGAGGAGGCCAACUUUUGUAAACCGUGAUUUGUUACAUUGAAAUGUUUCAAGUUGCCAUUCCCCCUUGCUCUCCUUCCUUGUUUAUUUCAGCUCUUUAAUCAAUUCCGUCCCUAACACCAUCCAAGGAAUAUUUGGAAGUUAUUGUCCUCUCUUGGGAAGAUCUGUUUCCCCUUUGUUUGAAAUGAGAAUUGGAAAUAGGAAAAGACCUUUGUGGUGAUGUUACAUUCCAGCCUACUGUUUUUCUUAAUGUAAAAAGUCCUGAAAUUCUGCCAAAUUGAGAGUUUCUCAACUCAGUUUCCAAAAUACCCCAAAGAGUUUCCAAAUACCCCAAAUAAAUUUACUGUGUUCCUUGAGCAAAAGGUGCUCAAGAAAGCUGAAAUCUAAACAUUUUCUUGAACCUCACGAACCUAUUUGACCAAAUAUUGCAAAUGCUGACCCCUAUGGAGUACUUGACCAUGUUCAGCAUAAAGCUGAACAAAUGUCGUCUGUAAUUUGUGGUGUUUGUGGCCUAAUAUGACGCUGAAAUACAGGCAUAAAGUUACUCACUUCCCAUUCUUCCAUCCUGUCCAGGUAUGGUGUGUAGAUAAGGAAGAGCAUCUUGAAAAUGUGAAGGUGAAGUGUAAAAGACAGGACGUGGGGAGAAUGAAAGAAAGUGCCAAAAAGUCCCUGAUUUUGCAGGACUCUGAAGUCAGGCUUAAAUAGAUGGCAUCCAUUUGUUAGGACAAAAGUGUGAACACUUUAGCUGUGGAGACAUAUCUCAGACAGGUACUGGUCCUCAGUGCAGAGUUAAAAGAUACUAAUGCUGAUCACCUUAAAUCUAAGUUUUGGUACAUAGAUACAAAUAAUGUAGUCUUUUAGAACUAAGUACUGGGGAGCUGGGAAAACCCAGGGUGAAGACUCUAAGUGUAACUCCAACUUGAUCCCUCUGUUCCACUUACAACUAGACUCUAGUGGAUCUGCUGGAUCACGGAGAUUGUGUGUGAUGCUGUCCAAGUCACUGGAGAGGAGCUCUUCACAAGUGGCCUUGCUCCAUGUGCUCAUUCACUGAUGUCCAGCUUGCUCCUUCAGGAUCCUACUCAGCAAAGUGCUCAAGGCUUGCAGCAGUGACUGAAGUCAGAAGGGGCUGACUUCUGAAGAUUCCAGGCAGGAUGAAAGACCGUUUAAGUGAGCUGCGUGAAUUUGCCAGGUUACACAACCAACAGUUUUCUGAUAGUGAUGAUGAUGAAAAUUCACCCCAGGACAUUCUCCUUUAUGAGACAGACUAUGCCUUGGAAAUCCUUCAUAAGGACAUACAGAGCAUCCGGACAGAAAAUGACCACCUGAAAGCGGAUGUCAACCGUCUCAGAAAGCAAAACAGCCGCUUCCUUACUUCCAUGCGCCGUCUUAGUAGCAUCAAACGAGAUACUAAUUGUAUUGCCAGAGACAUUAAGAGCCGUGGAGAAAGCAUCCACAGGAAACUGCAGGUAAUGAGAGAUUUCUGUGAAGAUGCAGUAACAAAAUACGGAGCUAUGUCUGUCAUUGCCAGGGUGGCGAAGAACCACUACGUUGACCUCAUGCACACAUUUCAGGAUGCUAUGUUUGAUUACAAUGCAGCAGAGAUGAACCAGCGGGAGAACUGCAAGAUUCGAAUUCAGCGGCAGCUGGAGAUCAUGGGCAAAGACGUUUCUGGCCACCAGAUUGAAGAGAUGAUUGAGCAAGGCAAAUGGGAUGUCUUCUCCGAGAAUCUCUUGUCGGAUGUUAAGGGAGCUCGCGCAGCCUUGAAUGAGAUAGAGACGCGGCACAAGGAGCUGGUGAAGCUAGAAGGCCGCAUUAAGGAAGUUCACGAGCUCUUUCUGCAGGUGGCCCUGCUGGUGGAGGAACAGGCGGACACCUUUGAUGUUAUUGAGAUAAAUAUGCAAAAUGUUGAGGACUAUGUAGGAGAUGCUAAAGACCAAGUGAAAAAAGCUUUGGAAUACAGGAGAAAACAUCCCCUCAGAACAAUCCUCUGCUGUUGCAUAUCAUGUUGCAGAAGGUGAUGGUCCCACUGGAGCUAUCACAGACUGACUUAAUGUCUUCAAAAGCAGCUGUUCUUUCCACAGACUUUUUUGUAAUGACAAGCCCUAGAAAUAGAGGGGGUAUUUUACAUUUUGCAGUUGGUUUUGUUCAUUGCCUGUUUACUAAAUGUGCUGAAGGCUGUUUGUAUUUAUAAACUCCUAGAAAUGUUGAUACAAUUAUUUUUAAUAUAAUUUUUAUUGAAAGGUCCUGUUACUGUAACUAGAGGUGCAAUAUCUCUACAGUGAUACUUGCUUCAUAUAGGCAAGAAAGAAGAAUUAAUAACUUAUCCUAGGGAAGACGAAUACUUUUAAGAAGAAACUUUAUUCUUAUUUGUCGAAGUGAGGCUGCAGGUGAUGAAGUCAUAUUGCCUGGGGCAACACAGUACACAGAAUCAGAAAGUUUCAGUUUUAACUAGUUUGGAGCCUGCUUGAUACAAAUUUGGCAAAAUACUGUGCCUGGAGCAAGAGCAGGACACAGAACUAGUUUCUCUUUCAACUUGAUUUUCAGCUGUCUUAACAGAAGUGGCUGCACCUUAAAUGAUAAUAUUCAGAUUUUGCUCUAUUUGUGUGCAAGUGACUGCUUUUUUCCAUUUUGAGUACCCAGCUCUCUCAAGGUGGCUAAAAGCACUGCAACACUGAGGCAUCUCACUCACUUUUAACUUGAGCCACUCUCGACUCUGCCAUGCUUUCAUGUUCUGAUGCAUUUUUCUGCCAAUUAACACUUCAGCCAGAGGCGAAACAUGGAGUAGCCUUCUGCAGAAACACGUAUAAGAAGACAACAGCUGUGGCGUUGAGAAAGCUUUGUAGGAUCUCCUGUACUGGCACAUACAUAGAAGCAGUUUUAGUGGAAUGACUGACCUGUCAGUACACUUUUAUUUUUUUAUAAGCAUUGACCAAAUAUGGAUUUUUUAAUAUCUAUUUUAAAUAAGAUGAAGGAUUAAACUUUUUUUAAUAAGCAAUUUUACUUGUGUACAAAAAUUUUGACUCUUCUCCAGUUGUUGGGAAAUCUCCACCUGGGAAAGCAAACAGAACUAUUUCUUCAGUACACCUGAGGAAAAAAGAAAACAGUUUCAUGCCAUUUCAGUGUUCUUUUCAAGCUUAAAAGGAAACUCUCCUUUUGUGGGAGUCUGCCCUUACACAAGGGCAAACCAGUAGGUUUGGAGUAUUGCAAGGAAAUAAAAAAUGUGCAGUCCUGGUAAGCACUGAGCAUUGUCAGUGGAACAUACUCACAAGGUCUGGUGAUUGAUCACAGCUCCUGCUUCUGGAGGUUUUCCAACUAUAUUUCUAGGUGGCUUCCUGAUACACUGUGAUCUAUUGAUAUCCUUUGAAAUAAUGCAGGACAUUUUUUCAGAAUUUUUUUUAACUAAUGGUCCUAUUUGUACCAAUUUUAAUACAUAUAUUUCAACAUUUCAAAUAUUUUGUAUUUGGGAGUUUUCCUCAGAUGUGCACAGAUGUACACCUUCCUGCACUAGUUACAGUGAAACUUCUCCCUUCUUACCUUUUGCACCCUGAUUUUAUCUGUGAAGAGAAACCCCAAACAUUUCUUACUAUUUGUAUUAAUAUAACAAAACAGCAAAAUAAAUCCACUUCCAAGCUUUCAUAUCUUACUGGGAAACAAUUUUAGCCAGACAGACUUUUUUAUACAAAUAGAAAUUAAAGGGACAGCUUUUCACAGAAAGUGAUUGUCCCUUUUGCUGUAGCACCUGUCUCUGAUAACAUGGAAGAGUGAGGAACACCGAUCUCCUAAACUAUAAGAUAUUUUGAUAUUCAGUGGUGUACUGGUGCUAUCAGUGUUGUGCUUGUCUGAGGAUGUCUCCAGUGAGGUGUUCAAACUUGAAGGGGGAGAAAGGAGGGUGAUGAGCUGGGACCACAGCCAGUGGCUUUGGUGCUACUCAAGAAGACAAAGUUGUUUACUCUGUAGGUACUGCCACUGAGUCAGUGGAACUGUGCAUUCCUCUGAGAGUCAGCAUGUGGGGAUAAAUCAUGAAGAAUGAAAUACUGUAUUUCCUUUCACAUGCCUAUUCCUAGCACUUGCCAAUGUUUUUGAUAAAAAUAUGUCCAUGUUUUUUUGUGCUGGUUCCUUUUUUGCAUCUACAAAUGGAAUAAAAGA